Messenger RNA from Apiotrichum porosum, 666 nucleotides. RefSeq lists its product as uncharacterized. The transcript has 3 exons. The record is from RefSeq and is a predicted model, not a curated record. The coding region runs from base 1 to 666 and encodes 221 amino acids. NCBI's taxonomy places the organism in Eukaryota, Fungi, Basidiomycota, Tremellomycetes, Trichosporonales, Trichosporonaceae.
AUGACCACCCCAAAGCUUGGCGUCCUUCAACUGCAGACCACAUUCCCGCGACCGCCGGGAGACGUAUCAAACCCCGCUUCGUGGCCAUUCCCUAUCACUGUUGGCGUGGUCAAGGAGGCCACUGCGACCAAUGUGGUCGGCGGGACCUGGGGUCCAGAGUUGAUCGAUGCGUUUGUCCGUGAAGCCGAGAGGCUCCAGGGCGAGGGCUGUGUUGCGCUUGUGACCUCGUGUGGCUUCCUGGCUACCAUGCACCCGCAGCUGUCUGCUCGCGUGCCAUUCAUCGGCACCAGUGCGCUGCUCCAGGUCGCGUGGCUCCAGAAUACCUUCUACCCAGGCCAACAGCAUGCCGUUGGUGUCAUGACGUUUAAGAGAAGCGCCUUGCACCUCGUCAGCGUCGGUGCAGGUCCUGACACUCCCGUGGUGGGCAUGCCCGAAGACGACGACCCUGCUGCAGCUGUAUUUCGUGCUGUACUUGACGAGCGCGUGCCUUCUGCCAAGGCGCUCGUGGCUGCCAACCCUGGCCUCAAGGCCAUCGUUCUCGAAUGCACUAACAUGCCGCCGUUUGCGCAUGCCGUAGCCAAAGCGACCGGUCUGCGUGUUUGGGAUAUUAUCACUCUAGGCAAGUGGUUGUACAAUGCCGCGGUCAAGGAAGACUAUCGCUCGUAG